AUGGACAACGGAAUGGGCCCGGCCGACGUGCCGCCACCGAGCAGCGCCCCCAUCGACGACCGCGACCAUCGCGAACGGGAACGUGAGGCCGACAUGUCCGACACUCGCUCUCGCGACGGCGGCCACACUUACCGCGAGAAAGGUGUCAUCAAGCCUAACAAAGUCUAUAUCGGCGGUCUUCCCGAGCAUACUCGCCAGGAGGAUCUCCAGAGCUGCUUCGGCAAGAUAGGAAAUAUCACUGAGAUUGAGCUCAAGGUCGGCUUCGGAUUUGUUGAGUUCGAUACUCGCGAGGCUGCUGAAGAGAGCGUGGCGAAAUAUCAUGAGGGCUACUUCAUGGGCAACAAGAUCAAGGUCGAGCUCUCUCAUGGUGGAGGUCGUACGAAGUUUAGCGGCGACCCUGGCGCAUGCUUCAAGUGUGGUCAGCUUGGGCACUGGGCAAGGGAGUGCCCCAGCAAUGGCGGAACUGACAACUACAGGGGAAAGGGCGACUACCGCGAGCCGCGUAGCAGAUACAGCGGUCCUCCUCGCGAUCGCUAUGCAUACGAUAUGCCGCCUCCUCGUCGCCCAGCAUCUCCUCCGCGGUCUUACCGCGACUACCCGCCUCCACCAAGUCGCUACGCCGAGCCGCCGCCGCCUCGUGCUCCGUACUACCCUCCUCCGCCCUUCGAUGAUCGUGCGCCCUACUACCCCCCACCUCCGCGGGAGUACGGUCGCCGUGGCCCUCCUCCGCCCUCCAGCGACCGUUAUGCGGCGCCGUACCCACCUGCUGGUGGUCGCCCGCGCUCGCCGCCUCCUGUUGGGCGUGAUGAUUACCGUGCACCGCCUCCCCGCGACUACCCUCCUCCCAGUGAAUACCGUGGUCGUCCGCCGUCCCCGCCGCGGUAUGACUACCGCGGUGCCCCGCCGAGUAACGGAUACAGCAGGCGCCGUUCAGCAAGUCCCCGUGGACGAGGCUCAGCUCCCGCCUACGAUCCGUACGGCGCGCCGCCGUACGCUGGUCCACCUGGAGCUCCACCGGCCCACGGUCCUCCUCGCUCGGAAUACCGCGAGUCUAGCUACCGCCGGUCUUGA
Peniophora sp. CBMAI 1063 is the source of this 1071-nucleotide messenger RNA. NCBI's taxonomy places the organism in Eukaryota, Fungi, Basidiomycota, Agaricomycetes, Russulales, Peniophoraceae. The record is from the annotation of a GenBank genome assembly.